UCGGGGACGCGGCGCUCGGACCUGGCGAGCUCGGGCGGGCGUCCGGCGGCGGCGGCGGCGACGGACCGCGGGGGGCGCCGAGGGCCGCCCCGCCGAGAGCCUGAGGCGAUGGAUGAGCUGAGCGUGGAGAGCAUUGCGGAAGUUUUCAGAUGUUUCAUUUGUAUGGAGAAGUUGCGGGAUGCACGCCUAUGCCCACAUUGCUCCAAGCUUUGUUGUUUCAGCUGUAUCAGGCGUUGGUUGACAGAGCAGAGAGCUCAAUGUCCUCAUUGCCGAGCUCCACUCCAGCUACGGGAACUAGUAAACUGUCGUUGGGCAGAAGAAGUUACACAGCAACUUGACACCCUUCAACUUUGCAGUCUUACCAAACAUGAAGAAAAUGAAAAGGACAAAUGUGAAAAUCACCACGAAAAACUUAGUGUGUUUUGCUGGACUUGUAAGAAGUGUAUCUGCCAUCAGUGUGCACUUUGGGGAGGAAUGCAUGGCGGACACACCUUUAAACCUUUGGCAGAAAUCUAUGAGCAGCAUGUUACUAAAGUGAAUGAAGAAGUAGCUAAGCUUCGUCGCCGUCUUAUGGAGCUGAUCAGCUUAGUUCAAGAAGUGGAAAGAAAUGUAGAAGCUGUACGAAAUGCAAAAGAUGAGCGUGUUCGAGAAAUUAGGAAUGCUGUAGAAAUGAUGAUUGCUCGGUUAGAUACACAGCUGAAGAAUAAGCUCAUAACACUGAUGGGUCAGAAGACAUCUUUAACACAGGAAACUGAGCUCUUGGAAUCUUUACUUCAGGAGGUAGAACACCAGUUGCGGUCUUGUAGUAAGAGUGAGUUGAUAUCUAAGAGCUCAGAGAUCCUCAUGAUGUUUCAGCAAGUUCAUCGAAAACCCAUGGCAUCAUUUGUUACCACUCCUGUUCCACCAGACUUUACAAGUGAAUUAGUACCAUCUUAUGAUUCAGCUACUUUUGUUUUAGAGAAUUUCAGCACUCUGCGCCAGAGAGCAGAUCCUGUUUAUAGCCCACCUCUUCAAGUUUCAGGACUUUGUUGGAGGUUAAAAGUUUACCCAGAUGGAAAUGGAGUUGUUCGUGGUUACUAUUUAUCUGUAUUUCUGGAACUCUCAGCUGGCUUGCCUGAAACUUCUAAAUAUGAAUAUCGUGUAGAGAUGGUCCACCAGUCCUGCAAUGAUCCUACCAAAAAUAUCAUUCGAGAAUUUGCAUCUGACUUUGAAGUUGGAGAAUGCUGGGGUUAUAAUAGGUUUUUUCGUUUGGACUUACUUGCAAAUGAAGGAUACUUGAAUCGACAGAAUGACACAGUGAUUUUAAGGUUUCAGGUACGUUCACCGACCUUUUUUCAAAAAUGCCGGGACCAGCACUGGUAUAUCAGUCAAUUAGAAGCAGCACAGACUAGUUAUAUUCAACAAAUAAACAACCUAAAAGAGAGACUUACUAUAGAGUUGUCUCGAACACAGAAAUCAAGAGAUUUAUCACCACCAGACAAUCAUCUCAGCCCUCAAAAUGAUGAGAUGCCUGAGACUCGAACAAAGAAAUCUGGGUCGUGCACAGACAUGCUUCUGCAGGAUGGUUCCACUACAGCUUCUGUAAGAGAAGCCAAAGAGGAUGAAGAAGAUGAGGAGAAAAUUCAUAAUGAAGAUUAUCAUCAUGAACUCUCAGAUGGAGAUCUGGAUCUAGAUCUGGUUGGUGAAGAUGAAGUAAAUCACCUUGAUGGCAGCAGCUCUUCUGCCAGCUCCACAGCAACAAGUAACACAGAAGAAAAUGACAUUGAUGAGGAAACUAUGUCUGGAGAAAAUGAUGUGGAAUAUAACAACAUGGAAUUGGAAGAGGGAGAACUUAUGGAAGAUGCUGCUGCUGCAGGACCUCCAGGUAGUAACCAUGGCUAUGUGGGUGCUGGUAGCAGAAUGUCAAGAAGAGCACAUUUAUGUUCAACUGCUACCAGUAGUUUAUUAGACAUUGAUCCUUUAAUUUUAAUGCACUUAUUGGACCUUAAGGAUUGGAGUGGUAUGGAGAAUUUGUGGGGUUUACCACCUCGCCCACCUACUUCACUUUUGCAACCUCCAGCAUCUUAUUCACGUAAAGAUAAAGAUCAAAGGAAACAACAGGCAAUGUGGCGAGUUCCUUCUGAUUUAAAGAUGCUGAAAAGACUCAAAACUCAAAUGGCUGAAGUUCGAUGUAUGAAAACUGAUGUAAGGAAUACACUUUCAGAGAUAAAAAGCACCAGUGCUGCUGCUGGAGACAUGCAGGGUAGCCUGUUUUCUGCUGACCAGCCAUCUCUGGCUGCUUGUGGAACUGAAAACUCCACCAGAGUUCAGGAUAUAGGAUUGCAACUCUUGACAAAAUCACCAGUCACCAGUUGUUACAUAAGAAACUCCACAAAGAAGAGUAAUUCACCCAAACCAAUUCGGUCCAGUCUAGCCGGUAGUCUGUCACUUCGAAGAACAGUAGACUCUGGGGAAAACAGCCGCUUGAAAGGAGACUGUCAAACUCUGUCUGAAGGCUCUCCAGGAGUUUCUGAAACAGGGAGCAGGCACAGUUCUCCCCGAACCUUGGCACACGGCAGUAUCAGUGACAUUCUGCCUAAAUCUGAAGAUCGGCAGAGUGAGGCUUUGGAUUCAGAUACUGUUGUGGUCGCAGUUUUCAAUGGCCUGCCUACUGUUGAGAAAAGGAGGAAAAUGAUCGCCUUGGGGACUAAUGGUAAAGGAGGUCAUCUGGAAGGACUGCAAAUGACUGAUUUGGAAAAUAAUUCUGAAACUGGAGAAUUGCAGCCUGUACUACCUGAAGGAGCUGCAGCUGCCCCUGAGGAAGGAAUGAGCAGCGAUAGUGAUAUUGAAUGUGACACUGAAAAUGAAGAGCAGGAAGAGCACACCACCAGCAUGAGCGGGUUUAAGGACACUUUCAUGGCACAGCCACCAGAUGAAGAUACACAUUCCAGUUUUUCUGGUGGUGAACAAAUAGGCCCUGAAGAUCUCAGCUUCACUACUGAUGAAAACAGUGGAAGGUAAUUUUGAGAUCACAAGAACUGACUUGCUAACUACCUGGACCCUGAAAUUUGUUGGCCCAAAUCUGUCAACAAAUAGUCAGAUUUGGCCUAAUCUUUU
Messenger RNA from Suncus etruscus (white-toothed pygmy shrew), 3096 nucleotides. RefSeq names its product tripartite motif containing 37 (gene TRIM37). Gene Ontology annotation, biological process: negative regulation of centriole replication; protein autoubiquitination. Gene Ontology annotation, cellular component: peroxisome; aggresome. Lineage: Eukaryota; Metazoa; Chordata; Mammalia; Eulipotyphla; Soricidae. The record is from RefSeq and is a predicted model, not a curated record. The transcript has 24 exons. Bases 109 to 3000 code for a protein of 963 amino acids. Gene Ontology annotation, molecular function: ubiquitin protein ligase binding; zinc ion binding; ubiquitin protein ligase activity.